AUGAGUCUUUCCAAGACCCGGAGAUCACGUAAAUUAACUCUAUUCUCAGAGGUCUCUACACAAGAGGAAAAUGCCCAAGAGUUGACAAUAUCCCAAACAAAAAGCCUGCGCUCAAGGCCCAGGAAGAUUCCACAACAAUCAGAGAGCUCUUUUCCCUCAGCUUCCACUGAGCAGACCUCUCACUCAUCCAGCUACGGGGCUGCUCCAGAGAAGCGAUGGGUCAGGUGCACAUACUUCACCCAGGUGCGCACAGUCAAGGGGGUGGCCGUGGCCUGGCGGACCAAAACCUCCUUUGCACCUGUGGGCAAGAUGCCCCAGGUCUUUGAGGCGAAGCUCUCAGAGGACAGCACCAUCGGCUCUGCCCCCAGUCUGGCCUACAUCAAGUCCCUGGUGAGUGCCCUGGAGCCCUGGCAGGAGAGGCCCGAAACCCACACCCCAGAGCCCAGUGUCUGGGGGGAGGAGCACGGGGAGAGGUCCCGUGCAGCCACCCAGGAGUGGCUGGUGACCCGCGAGCUCACGAAGCAUGGUGUCAGCCAGGGCUUCAGCUGCCACGUAUUCUGUGAGGAGCUGCUGGAGAGGUGGCAGCUGCCCUCAGCCCAGUGCAGGCCCCAGUGCUGCCAUCAGCUGGCCAGGUGCCACCUGACAGCUGCCAAGAAGAGGGAGGUGAGCGAGAAGAGAACAGUCUGCAGGCAUCUGGAGGAGCAGCAACUGGAGAAGCAGAGAGAGGAGCUGAAGAGGCUGAGGCACCAGCUGGCACAGCUGCAGGGCCAGGAGGCCAGGCUGCAGAGGGCGCUGGCAUGGCCUCAAGGCCAGAUGGGGAAGCACCUGAAGACCUGCUAG
Molecule: messenger RNA, 840 nt
Organism: Trichechus manatus latirostris (Florida manatee)
Lineage: Eukaryota; Metazoa; Chordata; Mammalia; Sirenia; Trichechidae
Product: protein FAM170A-like
Exons: 1
Coding region: 1-840 (279 amino acids)
Biological process (GO): fertilization
Cellular component (GO): acrosomal vesicle
Source: RefSeq, a predicted model, not a curated record